UUUGCUCUAACUGAGGGGCAUACUAGAAACUUGUUUCCUCCUGCUCUCUCAGGUAUUGGAACUGUCCCUGUGGGCCGUGUUGAGACCGGUUGCCUGAAGCCCGGUAUGGUCGUCACCUUUUCUCCUGCCUGUAUUUCCACUGAGGUGAAGUCUGUGGAGAUGCACCACGAGUCUCUGCCUGAGGCGUCCCCUGGUGACAACGUCGGCUUCAACGUCAAGAACGUGUCUGUCAAGGAGAUCCGUCGUGGAAACGUGGCUGGAGACAGCAAGAGCGACCCACCUAAAGCAGCUGAAAACUUCACCGCUCAGGUGAGUCUGACCAAAAUCCGUAAAGAGGACACACAGAUUAAAAAGGCAUACCUGAAGAUGAUGAACUGGGCUCGUUUUUUUUAA
Plectropomus leopardus (leopard coralgrouper) is the source of this 393-nucleotide messenger RNA. Lineage: Eukaryota; Metazoa; Chordata; Actinopteri; Perciformes; Serranidae. The record is from RefSeq and is a predicted model, not a curated record.